Molecule: messenger RNA, 456 nt
Organism: Lactuca virosa
Lineage: Eukaryota; Viridiplantae; Streptophyta; Magnoliopsida; Asterales; Asteraceae
Source: the annotation of a GenBank genome assembly
AUGGAGCAGGUUGUAAACAAAAAGAAAGAGACAAUCAUCAUGCCAUUGUUCCUCGAGUUAAUUAUGGCUGCUGGAGAAAAAGCCUGUGUUUCCAUUGAAGACAUUGUUGCAGCCGAUUCCGAAAUUUCUGGAUUUAUCUCAAAAUCUGAUUUUCUCACAAACUAUCGAUUUAGAACCACGAAUUCACUCUUUGGCCAGGUGGCUGUAAACUAUCCAACAAUAGUUCCACCUGGACAAAUAAUAAGAUUUGAGAUUGCUCAAAGAUUAUUAACAGCUAAGCUGGUUACAGACUUACAGCCUACUGCCUACAGAGCUCUCCCCUCGUUCAAAGCGGCCUCCACGCUUCUUCUUCGCGAGAAGUUCACAGUUGCAAUUUCUCUCCUACCUUCACCACCAAUCACCGGCGACACCGGCUACAGUCUCGCCUUCUCCGGUCUCCUGACAGAGAGAAUCUGA